AACCAACUUCGUGAUAUCCUGGUGAAUGCUGGGUUUCCAGAGGAAAGCCUCUACCCACAGAUGUUCAACUCUUCAGGUCCAGACAGUAAAUUAGAUGUGGUGAUAUCCUUGCUGUGCCUGGGUCUUUACCCCAAUGUGUGUUACCACAAAGAGAAGAGGAAGGUUCUGACUACAGAGAGUAGAGCUGCUCUGAUUCACAAGUCUUCAGUCAACUGCAGCAAUAGAGAACAGACAUUUCCAACACCUUUCUUUGUGUUUGGAGAAAAGAUCCGUACGCGAGCAGUGUCAUGUAAACAGAUGACCAUGGUGUCUCCAAUACAGCUUCUCAUAUUUGCUGCACGCUCUGUGAAGGCUGAAAAUGGGAUGAUUAUCCUGGAUGGCUGGUUAAAUCUGAAGAUGCCAUUUAGCCAGGCAGCCAAGAUAGUGGCCCUCCGUCCUGCCCUGGAGGCCCUGAAUAUCAGAGCUACCACAGAUCCUGAGGGCACUGCACAACCCAUGCCACUGGAUGAGCAACUGAUGCAGGUGUUCAGGGCGCUGUCCAGGCCAAAUGCUGGCAGCUUUGGAGUGGAGAAUAAUUACUCUGGGAAAGAGACGGCAGCAGGUGGCCCAGGAUUUGGCCCACCACCUCCAAAAAGGUUCCACUCGGGUGUUGGAGGGGGACCUAGAUUUGGAGGAGGACCAAGAUUUGGAGGUGGAUUUGGUGGCCGAGGAAGAGGAUUUGGAAGAGGUGGAUUCCGAGGAGGAAGAGGCGGGUUUGGUGGAGGAAGAGGUGGAUUUGGAGGUGGAUUUCGCGGAGGAAGGGGUGGAUUUAGGGGUGGAUUUAACAGUGGAGGAUUUUAAUAUUUUGAACAGGGGUGUGAAAUAAUAUGUGAACACUUUAAUGUGAGAGAAACUGCCUGCUAAUGGAUAUUUCAGUGGAUAUUUCAAAUGUGUAUUAUGAAAAAGUUUUUCAUAGUUUUAAACAAUUCGAAGGCAAAUUUGAUCUUACGUACCUCAUUUGAUCGGAGUAAAAAAUACAAUAAAAUAAGUCUGAGACAGACUCAGUGACACCUAAUUUCUGUCCAGAACUGAUAAGUACCACCCUGUAUAUAUCUGUACAAUGCUGUACUCCUCAUUCUUCAUAAGCCUCACCUCUUUGGUCUGUCAUGAGUUUUCAUAUGUCUAGAUGUCUGCAGCAUGUAACACAGGGAGUAAGUGUAUGUAGCAUACAUGCGCACACGUACAGAAAGCAUUUUUAUAAGUGUUACCAUACAGUCAUGUAACCCAAAGGGCGUCCAUCUUCCCUGAAAAAUGCAUUAUACUCUGUGUUGCAAAAUGAUUGUAAUUUGCAGAAUAUGGCAAUUACAUUUACUUGAUGUUUGCAAUGUGGAACAAUUUUACAGAUACUUUUUUAAGUUAUAGCUAGAUAAUUGAAAUUACAUUAUUCCUAUGGAGUGGUACAUGUAGCAAUAAAAGUGAAA
Messenger RNA from Lingula anatina, 1460 nucleotides. RefSeq names its product ATP-dependent RNA helicase A protein. NCBI's taxonomy places the organism in Eukaryota, Metazoa, Brachiopoda, Lingulata, Lingulida, Lingulidae. Gene Ontology annotation, cellular component: intracellular anatomical structure; nucleolus; ribonucleoprotein complex. Gene Ontology annotation, molecular function: double-stranded RNA binding; RNA helicase activity; ATP hydrolysis activity. The record is from RefSeq and is a predicted model, not a curated record. Gene Ontology annotation, biological process: positive regulation of transcription by RNA polymerase II; regulation of mRNA processing.